AUUGCCCUCUUUUAUGGCCUUCAUAUACUUAUUGCUAGGAGUUUGAGCAAGCUCAAAACAAUUAGCCAUGAUUCUGUUUUUAUAUUGGUUUUUGACUCUAAAUUCGGUGGUGUGGUGAAGCUUGGAGGUGAUCUCAGUACACUUGAAGUGAAGUCAACAAAUCCAUAUCAAUCUGUUAUUGAAUGGAUUAAAUGUCAUGCUGAAGUUAGAGUUUCCACUGUUGACCGGGUUUGGAACAAGCUAGGUAAUGCAAACUGGGGGGACCUAGGAACUCUGCAAGUACUUCUCGCAACUUUCUAUUCCAUUGUACGGCGGAAUGGGCCACCAAGGAAAUCAAUAGCCUCUUUGGCCUCAGAUCAUAUUCGCCGUCUUCAAAAGCGCAGGUUAGAGUCCUGCCUUAGUGAAAAUGAGAAUGCGCUGGUACCUUUCCAACAAAUGGGACAUCAAGGAGAGAUUAUUGAACUUAACCAAAUUGACGAUCCUUCCAGAAAGUAAGCAUCGCGUUUGAAGCUUAGGCAGGGUGAAAUAUUGAUGUUGGAUGACCAGCAGCAGGGGCAUAAGUGUUUUCAAAUUCAGGAUUCUUUGAUUGGAGGACAUUAUUUUCUCUAUAAUGCUGUGUCUUUAGACUGUCCAACAGAGCUAUUGACUUUAUACAUAGGUGCCCAUCCACGUAGACUGGAGCCAUCUUGGGAAGAUAUGAGUUUGUGGUACCAAGUGCAGAGGCAAACAAAAGUACUGAACAUCUUGAAGCAGCAUGGAGUUGCAAGCAAAUAUUUACCAGAAAUUGUUGCCUCUGGCCGAAUUUUGCAUUCUGGUCCAUGUAACAAGCAGAGCCCUGGGGGUUGUUGCGAUCCCCUGGGGGUUGUUGCGAUCACCAUGGUGCGGACCCCAAUACUUGUGACAUCUCCUGUUUGGAAGCAACUCUCUUUCAUUGUAGCUCAGGGAUGCCAUUUCAUCCGAGGACGGCAGUUAAGAUGUUGCCGAGACUGCCUUUCUUGCUCUGCAAAAUCAGCAAUGGCUGGUGUGCCAACAUGGUUGAUAUAUAUUAGGGAACAGCCCAGGAAUAAACCUACAGCAGUUAUAGAAGAUAGGGACAGCCCAGGAAUAAACCUACAAUUCUCUUCAUCCCAUGCGCUUCAGCAUGGGAAGCUUUGUCCAUCAUCUGAUGCUGAAAGCCUCAUUUACCUCCUUUUUUUUCUUAGUGGAGACUAUGCAGCAGCAAGAUCUAUUGAAUCAGCAUUGCAAUGGAGGGAGAGAAGCUGGGCAAAGCGUUUGAUUCAGCAGCAACUCAGUGAGGUUUCAGCUCUUUUAAAGGCAUUUGCUGAUUAUGUAGAUAGCCUUUGUGGAACUCCAUACCCAGUUGACUAUGACAUUUGGUUAAAAAGGCUAAAUAGGGCCAUAGACGGCUCAGCUGACAGAGGUAAAAUGGUGGAAGAAUUAUCAUACACACUAAGAUUAAAGGAUGUUGCAGAAUCUUCAGGAGCUGCUGGAGGUGGCAUUUAAAUACAGAGCAGAUGAUACUUGCUUUUGUAACUUAGUCUGGCUGAUUUUUUGGUUAAAUUUUCUUCAGCUAGCUUUCGUUAUUCUAGCACGUAGUUGAGACGCUAUGGAAUUGUUUUUUGCUCGUUAAAAUGCCUUUUGACUUGAGAAUAUUACCCCCUCCUCCGGAUUUGAAAAGUGGGGAGAUAGGACAUGCUAUGCUCCUCUCAUCUUGCACGAAUUUUGCCUUCAUUGUAUAUCGCAUUGACAUGACAAAUUUGAGAUGCAUGCAAUGCAAAUUUUUUUUUUUUUUUUU
This is a messenger RNA of Jatropha curcas, 1795 nucleotides long. Lineage: Eukaryota; Viridiplantae; Streptophyta; Magnoliopsida; Malpighiales; Euphorbiaceae. The record is from RefSeq and is a predicted model, not a curated record.